UAGUUCCCAUGGGUCGACCUUGUAGUCGUUGUCCAAUUGUUCAGUGUUCACCAUGGGAUCGUAAUGUUAUGAUAGUAUUCGAUUUCCAUAAGGUUUUUGACACAACAUUAAAUAAUUGUUGUAAGCAGCAAAAUAAGUAAACAAAAUGUAUAAAUACGACUUACAUAUGUGAAAAUACCGUUUGUGCAGUCUUGUGGUUAGUACUCGUCAGACUUAAUGAAACAUAGUCGUGGAACGUCCGUUAUUGUACAUCUUUGCGUGUGUUUAAUAAUUAAAAAAUAUUAAUUCGAUUCGGUAAACAACAUCCAUAAAAAUGAUAAGCUCUGCAUUACAAGUGCUGUCGUGCUUAUUAUUAAUGGUCAACAUAUCAUUGUCGAGGUCAAGAUAUCCAGGUCGACCGGAUAUUCAUUACGUGCCGGCGAGUUACGCUUACAAGUACGGCGUACACGACCCCGCCACGGGCGACAUCAAACACCAGUCGGAAGAGCGAACUGGCGACGUGGUCCGCGGUCAGUACAGUCUCGUGGAGCCCGACGGUACAGUACGAACCGUCGACUACACCGCCGACCCGGUUAACGGUUUCAACGCGGUUGUCAGCAAGUCCGGUAAACCCAAGAAACCGCGGUACGUCGUCCGGACCGUGCCCGCCACCGUCGCAGACAUAACGGACGACCCGCACUCGGCCAGAGGACCGAUAACUUUUCCGAAGAAUGUACAGGAAGAUUUUCCAAUUACUGCACCGGUGUACCAGGAAUAUUACGACUCAACAUCCAUACAUCCUUAUGAAGUCGACCCGCGCUACAUACAACACUCGAAUAAUUAUUACAAAGAAUAUUUAAAUUACUGAAUCAGAAAAAUUAAACGUGUCUAUGAAACAUCUGAACUCCAAUGAAAAUAUUGUUGACUUAUUGUUACAAGAACAAUAACAAUAUAAUAUUGUACUAUAACACAGUUGUAUGUGUGUACCAAUAACACAUCGAUCGUUAAAAUAAAAUCUGUACGAAUUAAAACGUUGGAAUUUCGUCAUCUACUCGACUGCACAUUUUCCUAUAUUAUAGGUACUAUAGCUAUUAUAUUGUAAUAAACAGUAAGAAACAAAAAGUAUAUAAUAAUAAUAAAAAAUAUAGAUAACAGUAUAAAAAUCA
This is a messenger RNA of Acyrthosiphon pisum (pea aphid), 1145 nucleotides long. RefSeq names its product cuticle protein-like. Bases 314 to 847 code for a protein of 177 amino acids. Gene Ontology annotation, cellular component: extracellular matrix. Lineage: Eukaryota; Metazoa; Arthropoda; Insecta; Hemiptera; Aphididae. The record is from RefSeq and is a predicted model, not a curated record. The transcript has 4 exons.